Myxocyprinus asiaticus (Chinese sucker) is the source of this 2841-nucleotide messenger RNA. RefSeq names its product E3 ubiquitin/ISG15 ligase TRIM25-like. NCBI's taxonomy places the organism in Eukaryota, Metazoa, Chordata, Actinopteri, Cypriniformes, Catostomidae. Gene Ontology annotation, molecular function: zinc ion binding. The record is from RefSeq and is a predicted model, not a curated record. The transcript has 7 exons. Bases 112 to 1518 code for a protein of 468 amino acids.
UGAACGUGGUACCUUCAGGUGUUUGGAAAUUGCUCUCAAGGAUGAACCAGAAUUGUGUAGGUCACAAUUUAUUUUCUGAGGUCUUGGCUGAUUUCUUUUUAUUUUCCCAUAAUGUCAAGCAAAGAGGCACUGAGUUUGAAGUUUCAGUCCCACUCCCACCAUCCUUGCCACAUCAUGGCGGCAUCUGCUGGUGAUAGCGGCAUCCUGGAGGAAGAGUUGACGUGCCCCGUGUGUCUGGAGCUUUACCGGGACCCCCACUUGCUGCCCUGCGGCCAUAACUUCUGCCUGCCGUGCCUGCGCAGACUCAAAAGCCGCUCGGACCGCGGUCGUUUGCGCUGCCCGGAGUGCCGUCAAAGCCACCGGAGCUCUGCCAACUGGCAGAAGAACUUCAAGCUGGCCAACAUCGCUGACCGUUUCCGGCGGCGCGGCCAAUCGGAGCGCUCCAACCAGAGCCAGAGUGACCCUUCCUGCAAACCUGCUGAGGUGCGUUGCGAUUACUGUCCAGAGGGCGCUGGUGAAGAUGGGAAAAGUGGCAUGGCGGUGAAAACCUGCCUGAAGUGUGAGGUGUCGAUGUGUCCGAAGCAUCUUCAACCUCACCUGGAGCUCCUGGCGUUCCGAGAGCACCCCCUGGUGGAGCCGCUGGAUGACAUGAGGAAAAGGAAGUGUGGAGAACAUGACGAGAUGUUCCGCUACUAUUGCUUGGAUGAGCGGCUGCUCCUCUGUAACGCCUGCACCAUAGAGGGAACGCAUGACAGACAUUCCAUAAAAACCCUGAAGAACGCCAUGAAAGAUCUCAAGGGUUAUCUUGACAUUCAGCUGCUCAAGGCGAACAGGAAGAUCAGAAGGGUGGAAAAGAACCACCAGGAACAAAAAGAGAUUGAACGGCAGAACAGGGUGUACCUGGACGAUACAGACCAGCACCUGGGUGCUUUCCGAGAGACUUCCAUUGCACAUCUGGAUGCAUUUCUCUCUUCGCUGCGUGAAUGUGUCAGCACUUAUGAUGUGGAGCAGUGUUCUGGAAUCCAGCAGAAUCUGAGCCGGAUAGCACAAGAUCAGACUCGUCUGCAGGAGGUCCACUCAGGCCUAGAGAGGCUUCUACUGGAGAAUGACCCAUUCCAGUUCAUUAGGGAUUACAAUUCAUCGGUGAAAAGGUACCGGAGACAGCUGAGAAAGCCUCUGUACUUCCCUGAUGAGCCCACAGUCGACACUGAGCCGCUGUAUGAAACUAUGGAAGGAAAGAUGGGGGAUUUCAUUGCUGAACUACGGCAGCACGCCACCACACUCAUCAGCAACAUCUGUGAAUUUGAUGGUGGAGAUGGUGAGGAAGAGGUGGAAGAUGAUGAUGAUGAUGAAGAAGAUGAAGAUGAUGGAAGCUUUUAUGAAGACAUUGACAGCAGCAGUGAUAUAGAGGGUGAGGAGGAAAUGAGGAGUGAGGAAGAAGAAGAGCAGAACCACAUCGAGUCAGUAGAUGAAGACUACACUCCAGAGGAGGAAGAGGAGGAGGAUGACGACAACUAGCACUGCAGAGUUCACAGAGCCAAAGACUGAUCCCAAACCAGCCACAAUCUCAUGUGUUCACACACAAUGCAUUUAUGAUGCACUGGAUUGCCAUUUGAAGUGUGUGUGCUGAGAGAGAGAGGAGCAUUAUACAGAAUGUUCUUAUAGUUAUACAUUUUUUGGUAAAAUGUUUGUUUUGUUGUUAUUUAAGCAAUAAGUAUGAAAUCUCUUAACAAAAAACGUGAUUCCACUAUGUCAAUUUGACAUGAAUUCUCUCCAUGAAGUGACCAUCUGCCAGUAUAUUUAAGAGAAUGGCUUGUGUGUUGAACUAGAGAUAUUAAAAAAAAAAAUUGUAUGUUCUUGACAGUAUUUUUUGUUUGAGGAAUAAAAUAUAAUAUAAUAUUAUAUAUAUAUAUAUUUCCAGUUGGAUCUGUUAAAAAGCUCAGGGUACAAAUGUUAAUAUAGAUUGCUCUUUGGGAUUGGCUUAAUUUGCACUUCAUUUUGGUGGUUUUCUUGUCUUUCUGUCAAUAUGUUUAACCCUUGUGCGUCAAUAAAAAAAGUUAAUCAGAGGUCCUUAGAGGACAAAAAUAUCAGUGUCAAAAUACUGCCAUAAUAUUUUAUAUUAAUAUUAUUUUCCACUUUCAAUGAGUUUUUUAACCAACAUCAGUCCUGAUCAUAACUACCAAAUAUUCAUUCAUUUUCAAGAUUUUAACCCUUUAAAUGCCAGUUUGUUUACAUAAUGCUACUGUUGUUUUUUCACACACACACAAAUUUCUCAAAACACACAUACAAAACACACCCACACAAAUUUAGCUACAUUAAUUAUUCAAUUGGCCUUCAGUGCUCUAUAAUACAGCAAACAGAAAAUAGGAAAAAAGCAUGUAUUUGCUCCAUAGGCUAAACAUGAGAAAAAUGGCGCCAUCUGGUGUAAAAUAUUAAACCAUUUAAAUUUUGAAGCCAGGGCUCCGGAAUGAAAGCGUAAUAUAGAAUUCAUGAUUUUAUGCUGUAAUGGCACUGGGAUCAAAUAUUACAGUUUUAAUGGGUUUCAAUGCGGACAUUUUUGUCCUGAAUGUCCUAAGUGUAACUAUUAUGUGUACACAGUGUAUUAUAGAUGUAUUAUAGGAACUGAGGUUGAAAUAUAAAAAAUCCCCCAAAAAUAUACACCUUUGGCAAAAUGUAUGCCGUUGGCAUUAACAUGAUCAAAAAAACAAAGUUGAAAAAGACACAAAUGUCUUGAAGGUCGCACAAGGGUUAAAAACCAAAUUUUGAUAGUGACUUUGCAAGAAGAGGUGAGGUGAUGUGAUGUUUUGGGAAAUAAUAUGUAAUAAAGUAUAGUUUAUUUAU